UGCAGCACAACUGGUCGCGUGCAGCGAGAGAGAGAAUAUGGAUUCCUCUCGCCGGCAGUCUCCUCAGAGAGACAGCGAGACACCUUUUGAAGAGCUUCCAAACCUACCCAAGCCUAUCAUACCUCAGAUAGACCUCAACAUACAGAGAAUGGACAUAAACGGAAUGCUCAAAUACAAACCCUCUAUAGCCCUGCAGCGUAAGGUAGGCUACAGUGUGAGGGAUCAUGCGACUCAGACUAAGGAAACAGAAAUGGUCGACUUGCAGCAUGAAAUUGAAGUGCUACAGGUCCUGGUACAAGAUGCCGGAAAGCUGCGUAAAGACUUUGCAUUUACCACCAACAUGUUGAGAGCCAAUUAUGAGCAACAGAUUACAGACCGAUCCACAGAACUGUAUUGUAGAGUGAAUGAAAAAAUGUACGAGCUUGAGAAACAAAACAAGACAAAAAUCAACCAAUUGAGGAAGAGUUUUCAAAUGCAGCUUGAUAACGCUAUACACAGGAUUGCUGGAGAAUAUAAAGCAUAUUACGACAGUGUGCUGGCAGGAAAGCUGGGAUUUAAUAACUCAGCAAUGGAGGAAAUAAAAAAAGAACUUUCAGAGAAAAAUCUAUUACUGAGACAACAGGAAGUACAAAUUGAGAAUCUUGAAGCAAAAUUGAAAGAACAAGCAGGAUUAAGCAAGAAAGAACCUUCAGAGUCACCUAUUCCUGUUGGAAUAAGUGAAGAAGAGGUAGAAUCGCUCAAUGUGAAGAUUGCAUACUUGGAAGAUGAGCUGGGAUCGGUUAAAAUUGAGCUGGCUACACAAGAAGAUGAAAAUAUAAGACUAAAGAAACAGCUCGAUAAAAUGACUAGGCACUUAGAAGACCAGAAAGAAAAGUACAGCCAGCUUGAAAAAGAUUCAGACAGCUACAAGAAAAAAAUAAUGGAGGAGCAAGAAAAAGCAGCUAAAAUGGCUGAGAAUCGUUUGGCAGUGAUGGAAAAGGAACUAAAAGAGAAAAUGGAAGCAGCCACAAAGCAGGCUAUGCAAAAGGCACAGGAGCAAGCAGACAUGCAACGAAUGAAAGAUCAGGCAAAAUUCCAAGAGGAAAUUUCAAAAAGGAAAGCAAAAGAAGAUGAAUUAUUAUUAGAAGCAAAUAAGAAACCAACUGUGCUUGGAGACAAAGAGCUAUUGAAGCAGUUGGAACGCCUUGAAGAAAUAGAGCAGCAACAAAAACAUGAAAUACAGAGGCUGAACAAAGAGCUGGAAAGAGUUAACAAAGUAUGGGAAUUAAAAAUGGCAGUCAUGAAGAAAAAUUUUCAAUCAUUAAAGAACGAGCUUCAUCUAAGACACACACUAGAAAGACAAUCAGUUCAUCUACACCAUGCUACUGUGGGAUAUGCUAGCACUGGUAGGGCUGGACGAGAGAGCGUACAUAUACCAGUUAUACCAGAUCCUUCAACAAAAUCAGAAAGAAGACCACCGACACGAAUUGUGCAACAAGAAAGUUCAAGUCCUGUACCAGAACAAUUAUUCACAAGAUCCAAGAGUGUACACUUUGACGAAUCAAAGCCACCAAACUCCACGCAACCAAUGCAAGCAUGAGUGAACCAGAGACACUCUGUAUAAUAGAUUGUGAGAUUAUUUUAAUAUCAUCAUAAAACUGA
Molecule: messenger RNA, 1641 nt
Organism: Amphimedon queenslandica
Lineage: Eukaryota; Metazoa; Porifera; Demospongiae; Haplosclerida; Niphatidae
Exons: 17
Coding region: 38-1579 (513 amino acids)
Source: RefSeq, a predicted model, not a curated record